This is a messenger RNA of Hyla sarda, 5012 nucleotides long. It is a transcript of the gene COL19A1, whose product is annotated as collagen type XIX alpha 1 chain. The transcript is spliced from 52 exons. Gene Ontology annotation, cellular component: basement membrane. NCBI's taxonomy places the organism in Eukaryota, Metazoa, Chordata, Amphibia, Anura, Hylidae. The coding region runs from base 150 to 3518 and encodes 1122 amino acids. The record is from RefSeq and is a predicted model, not a curated record.
GACACAGCUCCUUCUACCCUCUCCCACUCUUUGGGAGUCUGAAUCCAGUUAAGUUCAGCACUUGCAGCUUUCUAUCAUUUUGACUGUGGGAUUUACUCAAACACAUGAAAGAUUUAUUUGGAUGUUGGAUCACAUGAUUCCUCAUAAGAAUGAAGACUGUUUUAUUCUUGAUCAUUUAUGCUGCUAUGCUGCCCGGUUUAUCUCCAAUGGCAGUUACCAAUAAGACAGUGUGCCCAAUCCUAAGAAUUCAUGGAUCUGACAAUAGCCAGGGUUAUACAGCCAACCUGGAUAUAUCAGGAUAUGACCUCGCUGAGCAGUUUUCUCUAAGAAAGACAUCCUGUGGAGGUGAAAAGACAUGUUUUAAGCUAGGAAGCACUCCUCUGAUCAAAGACACACUACAAGUAUUUUCCUCUGGGCUUCCUGAAGAAUACUCCAUAACUGCUCUUUUCCGUGUAAGACGUAGUACAAAAAAGGAGCGUUGGAUUUUGUGGAAAACAUUGACCUAUACUGGGAGUCCGCAGGAUAUUAUUCUAAUUGAUGGUGAGAAGAAAGUCGUGGAGUUCACAGCCAAACAUGGUGGAACUACUUUGCAUUACACCUUUAAAAGUCGAGAGCUCCAUCAUCUCUUUGAUCGUCAAUGGCACAAGCUUGGAAUCUGUAUCCAGCACAGUAUCAUUUCACUUUACUUAGACUGCAAGUUAAUUGAGAGAAGGCAGACUUCUAGGAAAGACCAUAUAGACUUUCAGGGGAUAUCAGUGAUCGCAGGACGUGCAUCUGAUGACAAACCUGUUGAUAUUGAACUCCAACGAAUAACAAUUUACUGCAGUCCCAAACAGGCAGCUCAAGAAAACUGCUGUGAGGUAUCUGAUGGAAUGUGUGAUAAGCAAGGAAACCUGCAGUCUUCUGCUUCUUCCUCUGUGACCAAGUUACAUUCUGUUCAAAACACGGAUUCGCAACCUGAAGACAAAUGUUACUGUUUUCCAAAUAAGGGAGAAUCAGGUUUACCGGGACCCACAGGUUUGCCUGGGAUUAAGGGUGACCAAGGUAUUCAGGGUGAGAAAGGAAGCAAAGGUGAAAAUGGUACUCCAGGAGAAAUAGGAGAAAAGGGAGAAAAAGGUUUUGAAGGACUUCCUGGCACAGAUGGUCCCAAGGGAGAACCUGGUCUUGAUGGUAAUAAGGGAGAAAAAGGAGACCAGGGUGAAAAGGGGGAAAAAGGAGAAAAUGGACAUGCUGGUCUUCAAGGGAAAGAUGGUUUGGAUGGUAUUCCUGGCCUUCCAGGUCCAAUUGGCCCCAAGGGAGAAAAGGGUGAAACUGGACCACCGGGACCAGCAGCAUCACCUAUUCAUGCUACUGAAAUAAAAGGAGAAAAAGGCAUUGCUGGUCCUGAAGGCCCACCUGGAAAAGAAGGACAAAGAGGUAGGCGAGGAAAACCAGGACCUCCUGGCAAGAAUGGCUCAACUGGACUUCCUGGGUUACAAGGACCAGUUGGACCCCCUGGACAAAAUGGAGAAAAGGGGGACGUUGGUCCAAGAGGAUUGCCGGGCCUGCCAGGAUUGACUGCAUCUGACACAAUAGGAGUAAAAGGUGACCCUGGAGAACCCGGGGCCAAAGGAGACCAGGGAUUAAAGGGUGAACCAGGACAUCCAGGAUUGCCAGGAUUCGCAGGUGCUCCUGGUAUUCAGGGCCCAGCAGGGGAACCUGGACCUACAGGACCAAAAGGCUCACCAGGAGAAGCAGGAUUAUCUGGAGAACAUGGAAUACCCGGAAAACCAGGCACUAAAGGAGAGAAAGGGGAUUCCGGUGGCCAUGUAGGAUCUCCUGGACCCCCAGGUCCCAAAGGAGAACCAGGACCACCAGGAUUUGGACUACCUGGGGAACCGGGACCAAAUGGGAUACCUGGUGCACUAGGUCCACGGGGUCCUAAGGGUGAAAGAGGUUUGCCAGGGGUACAAGGAACAUCAGGAGAGCCAGGGUUACCUGGAGCAGUUGCAGAAGGUCCCCAGGGUCCAAUAGGACAACCAGGAAUUCCAGGUAUACAGGGUCCACAGGGUCUUCCAGGAUUGCCAGGCCCCCCAGGUGCACAAGGUGUUCCAGGCAGAGAUGGCAGACCAGGACUCCCAGGUCCUCCAGGUGACCCAAUUGCCCUUCCACUUCUUGGUGAUAUAGGAGCUAUUCUUAAGAAUGUGUGUGGCCAUUGUAAUGCUGGUGGUCCAGGCUCUGCGGGCACCAAAGGAGAAGAAUACCUAGCUGGAAUUGCUAGACAAGUAGGUAUUAAGGGUGAUCCAGGUCCUAGAGGCCCUCCAGGGAUCCCUGGCAAAGAAGGGCCAAAGGGUAUCAAAGGUGAACGUGGCUUUCCUGGACUGUCUGGAGAGAAAGGUGACCAGGGUACGUCUGGAAUUCCUGGGAUAACUGGCAUCAUGGGACCUCCUGGACCACCUGGGCAUUUUGGGCGAACUGGACAUCCAGGAGCUCCAGGGGUCAAAGGAGAAAAGGGUGAUGAAGGCCCUCCAGGAAGACCUGGACCCCCCGGACCACCUGGCUCUCCACUCACUGAAGGAAAUGGAAUGAGCAGCCUUUACAUGUACAAGGGCACUGCCUCUGCAGCUGUCACAUCUGGACAACCUGGCCCUCCGGGACCAAAGGGUGAAAAAGGCCCAAUGGGCGAGCCUGGGCCGAUGGGACUGCCAGGACUUGAAGGUCUCCCAGGGGAGAAGGGAGAUCGAGGACAAAUUGGUCCACCGGGAAUCGCUGGAAUACCAGGAAAGAAUGGAGCCCCAGGUCCUGCAGGAAUUCCAGGUGAACCAGGUGAGCGAGGUCCAGUUGGAGAUAUUGGUUUCCCAGGACCUGAAGGACCUCAAGGACCAUCAGGAAGAAACGGAAAUGAUGGAUUACCAGGUUCACCGGGAGCCCCAGGACGACCAGGUGACAGAGGUCCAAAAGGAGAACGUGGUGAUCCAGGCAUACCUGGAGAUCAAGGUCCCAGAGGGAAAUCAGGUUCAGUUGGAGAAAAGGGAGAUAUGGGACCUGCUGGCCCACAUGGAGCACCUGGAGACAGAGGUUACCCCGGUCAAAAUGGCAAAGAUGGCCAUCCUGGACCUCCUGGACCACCAGGAAUAUUGACAGAGAAUAUUUCAUUUGAAGAAAUGAAGAAAUAUAUCAGACAAGAAGUUUUACGAAUAUUUGAAGACAAAAUGAGUGAUUUCCUCUCUCAACUAAAAACACCUGCUGCUUUACUUGCUGCUCACGGAAAACCAGGCCCCCCUGGAAACGAUGGACUUCCAGGACCACCUGGAGAUCCUGGGCCUCCUGGCCCUCAAGGUUUACGAGGACAGAAAGGUGAGAGAGGUGAAUUUGGAAUUGGUCUUCCAGGGAGUCCGGGCCCCACAGGACCUACAGGUGACCCAGGUCCUCCAGGAACUCAAGGAUCCCCUGGAACCCCUGGUAUCAGUGGAAGGUGUAACCCAGGGGACUGUUAUUAUCCAACCGCUCACGGGCGAGCAAGAUUGAAUGGAAGAUAGACUGAUUUUCUUAAAUAUACAUUAACUUGAAUGAGAAACAUUGAAGAUGUGGAAGAAUAUUCAUGAAAACUGUCCACGCAUGGCUGGGUGGUGCAAUGGAAUAUUAUGUGGCCCUGGUACUUAUUAUUUAUUCUGAAUUUAUUGAAAUGGUUUAUAUCAUGGAAUUGCAUUACAUUGAAAAGCUUUAAUCUGAUGGUUGACUGUUUGGUUACGGUCUAGGUGAAUAGCAUUUUUUAUAAGAAGUGCCAAACAUCAUAUCAGCUCUUACAUGAUAUAAGGAUCAGGUUAACAUUCUGUCAGUACACACAUUGUUAAUGUAUAUAUAUUUUUAACUUUACAGAACAGAUAUUUAAAGGGAAUGUGUCACCAGAAAAUAACCUAUUGUUUAAAUCAGGUUUUGUUAAAUAUGUUAAACAUAUUUUGUUAAGAUACUUUGGUGAUGUUUUUCUUCUAAUUUUCUAUUUUACUAUCUAUAUUUUAAAGUAAUUCUGAAAUCUUGCAGUUUGCAUUUUGGCCACUUGGCCUAAUAAUAAGUUGAGACUUCCUGUUUUGUACACAUCACUUUCAAGCAGUGUUCACCUUCUCAACACAGACAGGAUUACAGUGAUCGGUAACUAGAUAACAGAGGUACGCACAAUAACUGUUACUCACAGUUCAACCUCCCACAUUUGUAGAAUUACCUCUGUAAGGGCCACAGUGUAUGCCCAGGCACCUUUCCCCUCAAUGUCAAUUGGACAGCUUAAAUGCAUUGUCACCUAAAGGUUGUUGUAAAGCAUAUCACUAAAUGCUAUAAGAUGGCAAUUCUCAUAAAAAUGUACAAAAACAGAUUAGUUUCUUGCUCUGAUGAGUAAAAAAAAUCUAGGUGAUACAUUCCCUUUAAAGAAAUGUGAAAAACACCAAAGUAAGGUUCCAUGUAUUGUCUUUAGCAGUUUUUUGGGUUUUCCACAUUUUUAACAUUGAUAUAUUUAUUUACCUGAUCCAUAGUAGAUGGGGAAAAGUUACUACUUCUGACUACAAUAAGAACUAGACGUUGAUGUAGAUAUCUCCAAAAUGUAUUCUAAACUUUUUUUUUUAGCACUGAUCAUAUAGUUUCCAUUGUGAUGUUUAGUACAACCAUAUAGUAAAUUAGAAAAAUAAGCAGUUUUAGUGAUGUGUACCAUAUGACAGUCAAAUUUGGGAAAUUACAUACAACUGGGGUCAAGGUAAUGUGGAUCUUACACACUGCUUUUUUUUUAUUGCAAAACACUGGAGCCAUAAGCUGCAAGGUCAGCAACUGCUUGAGAAAAUUCAUACACCACCAAAGUUUUAAUAAAGCGUGCACUGAAUCUGAUCUUGCUGACCUUCCUGGUGUACAUAUAAAUUAUUUAAUGUAAUGUUUUGCUGUUUUUAUACUGUGCACAUAUCUAUUUUCAUAUGAGUAAGAAAAUAUAUUAAUUUUAAGGCAGUGGCCAUGUUACAUUUGUGUAUUUUUACAGUUUAAUACUUACCAAACAU